Lymnaea stagnalis (great pond snail) is the source of this 20147-nucleotide messenger RNA. NCBI's taxonomy places the organism in Eukaryota, Metazoa, Mollusca, Gastropoda, Lymnaeidae. The record is from the annotation of a GenBank genome assembly.
GCAUGCGCAAUUUCUUAUACAUUCCAAAUCCAGGUGAAGAAACAAGUUACAAAGUGGAAGAGAUAUAAGAGAACACUCUAAAAUAAUUUAAAUGGCUUCAAACAUGAAGGUAGCUUAGUCAGAAAAAUGUAACAGUUAUAGUAUAAACUUUGCUCCCUUUUCCAAACCCCCAGUAAGGACUUUGCGUUGAAUUGAUUGUAAUUGUAAGGACCCCACCUUCUAUUCUAAGUCUAAGCCUUCUUACACUGACACCUCUAAGCCGCUAUAGGCUAAGCGGACUAAAACGUUUAAGACCAAGACUAAUUAAUUACUAACACCAGUGUUUUUACAUAUUUUACUGUGUCUUAGUUAUCUGUCUGUGAAAUCAGUGCCAGGCCCUAGUUUACUUAAUUAACUAGUAUUAAUAUUACUAGGGGUAACGACUACAACAAUAGUUCAACUUGACGAUCUUUUUUAACAAAUCAUGCACUUGUUUCUUGGUGUUGGCAUGUUGGUAAAAGUCAAUUUCAUCAUCAUCUAUGUUGUGUAUCUUUCACCCCUUCAUCAUAAAUGUGUUCCUAUGACUAUUUACUAUUUGCUAACACUAAUCCUAUUGUUUUUGUUUCUUCCAUUUUAGAGAAUAUUUAGUCUUCCAGACAGAGCUCAUGGACCAGGUCAUAUUGUUUACUCUUGGCAAAGAACACUUGGGAAUUUCCUUGCAACAACAGGGUAUUUCUACAAUUCAAUUUAAUUGAUAAUACAAUAUUAUUAUUAUUAUAUGGAUAUAUACUGCCUAUUUAUAGCCUUAUAUUAUAUACUAUUAUAUAGGCGUACUAUAAUAUUGUAUAAUAAAUGCUGAAAGAAUUUAUUUUUGUUUUUUGAAUUGAGGCCAUUAAUUUAAUUACUGUUUCUAAUUACUUUUUUCCCCUUUUUUUGUAUUGUUAGCUGAAGAAGGCAUCUAUCCAAAACUUCCUUUUAACUAUCCUGUCUUUUCAUGUCAAGCCUAAACAAAAGCUUGUUCCACUAUUUCAGUCCAAAAAGCCAGUUUUCUUAAUAUAUAGUUUUAUUUCCAUGUAUGUGCAUUUUUAUUAUAGCUUUUUACAUUUUUAUUUAAUGAUAUUUAAAUUUAAUAAUGUCCACAAUCCUUUCACUCAUCAUCACUCAUACAGCACCCAUAUAUUUCCUGAUAAAUAUUACAUCUCCCAGCCAUGAAUUUAUGAACACGCAUUUGAAUUUUAAUUAACUUGUUUUAAUGUCAAUUUUGAAAAUGGUUUACUCCUUUACUCAAACAACAAAAUCAGCUCUGACAGUACAGCUAAAAUAUUUGACCGCCAUGGAGAUCUAAGGGGGAAUGUGACACUGCCAAGGUAAGUGUUAAAAUAGUACUGAGUGCUUUCAAAUACUUAUCAAACUAUCAUUUUCUAACUUCGUCUUUAUCUGUUAAUCUACUGGCCAUGCUUCAGAGAAACAUUGCCAUUGAUGUGAUCAAUUAUUCUAAUGUGAUUAUUUUCAGCCGUUGUACUGGGAUGGAUUGGGACCAGGAUGGGGAUGUUCUUGCCCUGAUUUGUGAAAACUCUCCUUUAAUUUUUCUGUGGGAUACAAAUGCACAGAAGUUCAACACAAUAGAUAGUGGACUCAAGUAAGUAUAGAUGUGUCUCAAAGCAUUGUGAUAAAAUAACAUUGUCAGUUAAAUUUCUCAUUGCUAUAAUUCAAGGUUAAAUUGUUUACUUUCCAAAUUUUCAUUAUAAAAUUGUUCACCCAUUGUGUAAUAAAACUGCUUUUCUUGUUAUAACUUUUCAAUUUUACUCUCUUUUUUGGAAUACUUUUAUUAUUUAUAAAAAGAAAACCUUGAUACAUUUUUAUUUAUUUUUUCUGACACCUUUCACAAUUUCUUAUAGAGAUUCAUUGUCAUUUCUGCUGUGGUCAAAAACUGGGACUAUCCUGGCAGUUGGAACCAUCAAGGGAAAUUUGCUCAUAUACAACCACCAAACAUCUCGGUAAGUCAAGUUAAUUAUCCGUGUAAACUAAAACUGCUAAUCUCUCAAGUACCUGCCUACAACAAGUGUGAGUAACUCAUACAGCUGUCUGAAUAGAAAAUGGCUCAUAAUUUAAUGGGCUAAGUAUUUAUCAUUAAGUCUCUCAUUUAAAGUAAAAAUAGUUAAAUAUUACCUUCAGAUCUUGAAUCAACAAUAAGAAUGUUAUAUGAAUAUUUACAGUAAAUUUGACAUUUCCUAAUUAUAUAAAAAUAUAGUUACUUUACAAUUAAUUGCUGCUUUAUUGAUAUGCUUGUGUUUUAUUCCAUGCAGUAAAUAAUAUUGUUUUAAAUAAGAAAAUAACACUUGAUUCUAAUCCUGCAGUUGUUUGUUUUGCAUGCUCAGAAAAAAUAUCAUUAUUGGUAAACACACAAAGAAAAUAACUUGUGGUGCUUGGAGUGCCCAGGGGUUACUGGCCCUGGGAAGUGAGGACAAAACUAUAAGUGUUAAUAACAUUGAUGGUGAUACAGUUGCACAAUCACAGCUUAGAGGAGAACCUUCCGACUUGGAGUUUUCUGAGAUGAAAGAAGAUGAACGAAGUCCCAAUGGGGAAAAUACAGUAAGUCAUUAUUAGAUAAUAAAUAAUAUUGAGGUCUUUUUUUACAACUUGAAGAUGAAAAUGUAAAACGUUUGAAGAAAAAAAAUAUAGUGGGCACAUUUGGUGGGUCGACAAUUUGUUUUUAUGUUUACCAUCAGCUAAAUGUUAUGUAACUCUUAUGGAGUAAUUUAAAAAUUGAAUUUAUUUAUAACCUGUGUACAUUUUUUUUAAAAAUAGUCUGAAGUAGUAAAUUUAUUUUUUAUAUAAAUGGAUAGACUAUUAUCUAUGGAAAAUUUGAUGUUACUAAAUUCGCAUACUGUUAUUUAAUUCAUUCUAAAGUGCAUAUAGCAUAAUUACUUUGCAAAUUACCAAACAUACCAUAAUGUCUAAACCAAUGAAACAUGAAAUGUUUCAAUUAUUUGUGACGAUGUUUAUUUUAUUGGCCACUUAUUUAAACAUUUCAAAAAAUGUAUCCAUAAACUCUUUUCGUACAUCUUGUGUUCGCAGGUCAGUGUCAAUGUGGCCAAAAAAACUUUAUUUCUAUUCAACAUCAACAACCCAGAAAACCCAAUAGAGCUGGCUUUUCAAGCCCGAUACGGGUCUAUUGUGGCUUACAAGUGGUAAGUUAAAAGUCCUAUCUGAGUAGAGGCACGGCCAAGUCUGAACAUUUUUUUUUUUAUUUGUAUAUUCCGUUAUAAAACAUUUGUGAAAAUUAUGCAAGGAAGUGAUAUUUGUGUUGGUGGUAAUUUUAUUAACCGAUUUCAGGUUUGGAGAUGGUUACAUCCUGAUCGGAUUCUCACAAGGUUACUUUGUGGUUAUAUCAACACACAUGAAGGAAAUAGGGCAGGUGAGUUGGUUUUGCUCUUACAUGUUUGUGUUUGUUGAGGUAUUCCUCUAUACGGUGCCAUUGUUUUGAAAAUACUUGGUUUUCAAAACAAGAAGCAGAGUUAUUGUACUUGAUUGUUUAAACUGUGACUAUGCUAUAUAAUAGUAACAAGAAUAUGCUUUCUGACAACUCAUCAGUUUUAAAUUAAUUUUUUUUUGUUUAAAAAGAUUAGUUGCAUCAUCAGUUUUCAUAAUUGAUAAAUGUGCCAAGUAAUAUGUUAGAUUUCAUUUUAAUUAAAAUCAUCAAAGGUUACAUUUAUUUCAAUAAAUCAUUAAAUGUUGGUUCCUCAUCAUGUAGGAAUGCUUCCAAGCAAGGAACCACAAGAACAACCUGACAAGCAUUGCAAUAUCUAAUACCCUUGGCAAAGCUGCAUCUUGUGGUGAUAACUGGUAAGCCUUGUGAUUAACAUAGAUGCCCUAACAAUAUAAGAUUGUUGGAGUAAGCUUUUAAAAUUGGUUCACCACUACAUUUCAAUUCAAACAAAUGUUUUGCAUUUAUUUGUUUGCAACUAGAAUCAUGCAUUCAUUUUAUUUAUGUCUUUGUAAACACUGUUUUUAAUGGAAAGGUAGUAAAAACAUUUAUUUUCAAGAACAAGGAGUGAAUGUUUUCACAUUCUUAGAUGUUAAUGGAAAAGCAGCAGGCUUGAUUUUUUAAAAUUAUGAAUCCCACACAUUAAACUGGCUGAUCUAACAUCACCUCAUUUUUGACAUGUGUUCAGGAGACUGCAAUUAAUUUUAGAAAUGCAUUAGUUUAAAUUUUUAUGUCAAUCUACAGUAAGGAUUAAUAUUUUACCAAUAUCCAUCUUUUUUGUUUCAAUAUAAUUUUUAGUAAAUAAAUUUUUUAAAUGUCCAUGUAUUUUAUUUAAAUUUCUGUACAGCCUUUCCAAUGCAAUUUAUAACAUUAAAGUGGAACACUGUCCUAUCACCUGCCCCACCUCCCCCCCCCCCCCCCCCCCCCCCCCCCACCCCCCCCCGCCCCUACAGCAUAAAGAUUCAUGACUUGUCUGACCUUAAAGAGAUGUAUGCCAUCAUCACACUGGAUGAAGAGAAAAGCCUCGAUAAGAUUGCUUGGAGUGAUGAUGGUCAGUUGCUGGCGGUGUCAACUCCCCGUGGUGGCCUCCACGUCUACCUGGCCAGGCUUCCAAUGCUGGCCUCCGUCAACCACACCCGAAUUGCUUACCUGACAUCCCUGCUGGAAGUAACCGUUGAAGACAACAUAGCACAAGUAUGCUGCCUGAGUUUGCCAUUUUUAAACGGAACAUUAAUCCAGUGCAAUAUAGUCCCCAAUAUUGUAUGGCUAUAUCUCAAGAUUUUGAAACAUUUUUCUGGAUGAUCCAAAUCAACUUUUGAGAGGAAGGGUAGCUUAGUAUCUAAAGUUUUUUAGCCAUAUGCCAAGAUUUUGAAACAUGUUUCUAGAUGAUCCAAAUCAACUGUUUUGAGAUGAAGGGUACAUUUUCUUUAUUAAAUUAAACACUACAUGAGCCACGAGUCAACGAUGGAUUACUGCUAAAAUGUCAGGGUGGCACUCGUAAAAUAUGACCCAACCAAAGAUGUGUUCAGAUUAAGUCAUUCAGUUGUUUUGUUGCUUUUUUUUUUGUAUUUUUUUUUUUUUGGUAGUGGGGUAGUUUGUUAAUUGAAAUAAAUUCACAAAUGAUAAUAUUUUAAUUUUUUGAAAUAAAGUAAAAUAUGACCCAACCAAAGAUGUGUUCAGAUUAAGUCAUUCAGUUGUUUUGUUGCUUUUUUUUUGUAUUUUUUUUUUUUUGGUAGUGGGGUAGUUUGUUAAUUGAAAUAAAUUCACAAAUGAUAAUAUUUAAAUAUUUUGAAAUAAAGGGAGAUGAUCUAUAUCAAAGUACCAUGGAUAACCAUGUAUUAUUAAAACAAAAUCUUGUGUCAAGAAUGCUACAAUCCUACUCUGUAAGCAAUACUCUGCUUCUCAAGCAAACCACUUUUGGGUUUUUUAACUCCCCUGAUGACAUUUCUUACUUGAUAGAAAAUGUGUGUAUCUUUCAUUAUUAUGAGUUCAGAUCAACUACAGGACCAUUCAGAUUAAGAAACUCAUAAAUUUUUUACUACUGACCUUUGGGGAGGGGAGAGGGGGUGUUGAAACAACAUUUGUUAUUGAUUUUGGAUCUUGUUAUCUAUGUUAUCUUCUGUUCCUGUCAGGAUGAACCAAUGACAAUUCAAGUAGAAGUGGAGCCAUCAUUUGUUGGGAUUGGUCCUUACCAUGUGGCUGUGGGAAUGAACAACAGAGCCUGGUUUUACCUGUUUGGGGAGGCAGGUGAGGGGGUUGUCAGGCAGCAGAAUACAAUACAGAUAUCCCUUUUAAUAAUUGAACUAGAAAGACUCAACUUGUUAAAUGAGUAAUAUUUCAGACCAAGUCUCUUGAGUUGUGUCAAAAAACUGAAGUUAAAGGUUUUUUUUAAUGAUACAUUUAUCUUUAUCAUUAACUUUCAAACUAAAAUAUAUGUGCAUCUUAUAAAGACAAAGUAAUACACAUACAUAAUCUACUAUUUGUUUAAUGAAAAAUUGCCACCAAAAAGUAUGUGAAUUUGAUCUGUGGCAUCAUCAUCUUUAUUUCUCCUUCCUGGGGAAAAGAAAUUAAGAAUUUUAAUUUUGAUAAAGUUUUGAGUAUUUCAGACAGGUUUAUUUUGACUUUCAGGUCUUUCACUGAUGAAAGAAAGUAAAGAAUAUUUAGGGACAGUCCAGUCAUUGUGUUUGAAUGCAGACUACGCAGCUGUCAGUUUCGAAGGGAAAGUUCAGCUUCACAUUGUAAUUGUGAUCAGCUUUUUUAUUCAAUCUGUUUUAGCUUUCAUUAUACCAGAAUUCUCUAAAAAUUCAUUUACUUACGAUUAGUAUACUUGUCUGUAAAGUCUAAGAGGGCUUAUGGUUAACACCUAUUGAAUUAAAUUAAAAGAUUUCAUAUAGGAUGUUUUCUCAAUGUUUUAUUGUUUUAGAUUGAAGGUGAAGGGACCAGAGACAGUGAUGAGAAAGAUUCUAAACUUUUCCCAGACCCUGAUCAGAAAAACUGUAAGAUCACAGCGCAUGCCAUGACACCAGAUUUCCUCAUCUACGCCACAAAUGUGAGACAUCCUCAAGUUAAAUUCUUUUUUUUUGUCUUUACACACAAGCAUCCACAACCCAUUGUUCUUUUAAAAAAAACAAUGAUUUAGGUGAGAUCUUUUUAUUCUUGAGUUAAAUAUUUCAUAACCAUUGGGCAGUUUAUCUGAAUUUCCCCAGAGUUGGCCAGGAAUUUAGACAUUGCGCUACCCCUUGAGAGCAAAAGUGCAGAUGUAUUUAGGUGUCCAUUCCUCUGAACCACAUUCACUUAUGGUUGUAUCAACAAUACCCAGUCCUUUUAAAAGCUUCUCCAGUCUGACUGGCAUGUUAAAAUGAUCUUAAAUGGGGUCUUAGGUUGAAAAGGGUGGUCAAUCGGUCUAAACUUACUCAAUCCAAAUAGCUGGUGGUCUGGAGUUCAAUCCCCACCCAAGCACCCUGGGUGGAUAGGACUUAUUAGUCUUGGACGACAAUUCAUCGAAGAGAAUGAAAACUCUGAAUUCAAACCAGGAGCCAAAAGGAUCAAUAACUUGAUAGUGUUCCCUCAAAUAUGAAACAAAAUUUUUUUAAUGGAACGGAUAUUUUUAUUCAAUGUCAUAAACAUCUUAAAAAUAAUUACAUUGGGUGAUCCAUUCUUGAACCAUACUUCACACUAAAUAUUUCUGUCAAGCUCUUAGUGGAAUCAUAUUAGGAAGUGAGAUGAUAUCAAUGUAAGACUGUGUUCUAUUCUGAAUCUUCCACAGAUAGGAGGAAUUCAUUACUUCUUUAUUGAAGACUGGAGCUUUGUUGUUGAGCACCGCCACGUGACCGGCAUUCGAAAGAUAUUCCCAGAUUCAACCGGGGCCCAUCUUGUGUUCCUAGAUGAAAAAAGUGAUGGGUACAUUUACAUCUCAGUGAGUUUAAACUGAUUACCACCCCCCCCCCCCACCCCCUGAUCAGAUACAUUUCUUAAAAAUAGCAAAAUACCUUUUUGCUUUGUUUUUGAAAAAAGUGAUGGGUACAUUUACAUCUCAGUGAGUUUAAACCGAUUACCACCCCCCCCCCCCCACCCCCUGAUCAGAUACAUUUCUUAAAAAUAGCAAAAUACCUUUUUGCUUUGUUUAAGCUACAAGUCACUACUGUUAUAUACUAAUUCAAGCUUGUUAUAUUCCAUAAUCUUUUAAUUACUAAUCAUUUUUUUAAUAUUAAUUUAUUUUAGGCUGAUGAUACAGUCAGACAUAUUCCAGAUUUCUCUCCAACAGUUCAAGGUGUACUGUGGGAAAACUGGCCACUAGAUAAGGUGUGUGCUUAAGGACAGAUUAAUUUUUUUUUUUUUUCACUUCGCUAAAUUACUGUAGUAUAUUAAGGUAAUACCAUCUUAGGCAAAAAAAAAAGAUGACUAUAUUUGAGAACAACAUAUUAAAAAUGAUGAUUUCUCCCACAGGGAGUGUUCAUUGCUUAUGAUAAUGAGAAGAUGUACACUUAUGUAUACUGCCAAGAUUCAGUGAAAGGUGAGGACCAUUUACAGUUUAAAAUAAAUAUUAAAUUUGCAAUGUAAGACUCGUGGGCUCUUUAACUUCUUCAAGUCAAAUUUUUCUAUAUCACAUAGACAUGUAUUUAAAUAUUUAAUUCCAGGUAUUGACCAGGUUUCUUUGCUAUUUCUUUCCAGAACUUUCCAAAUUUACGAAACUUAAUUAAGUAUUUGAAAGUCUUACCUUUUUAAAAAAAUAUUUUUAAAGCCAAUUAGUUUUCUUCUAAACCUUCAGAUUCAUUAUGGUUUAUGGAGAUUAUGAUGAAAUUAUUGUUUUUUGUUUUUUUUUAUUUCAUUGGUCUAAUCAUCCUCUUCCAGGCAGUCAAGUGACAUUUGCAGGUGCCUCUAAACUGCCCUAUGGUCAGAUACCAAUUCUUCUUUACAAUGGAGAUGUCACUUUACAAACACCAAGUGGCAAACUGGCAACUCUUCUCCUGGCUACUCAUGGUCAUGUGUUUAAUGAAAAUCCUACAGAGCUUCCACCAAAUGAUGUAAUGUUUUAAUACUGUUAUAGUUUAAUGGUUUUUUUUGUAUACAUAUCAAAGUAGUUAAAUCUGUAUUUAACCUUUAAAAAAUACGCUACCCUCUCCUCAUAUAAAAAAAAGGGAAAUUGUAUAUUUGGGAAUUAAACAUGCUCUAAACUUUUGUUAUACAAUUCAUGCCAGUAUUUAUGAGUUUUUUUAUAAUAUGAAAUGAUGUGUCAAAGGUUAAAACAAACUGUAUGAAAACUGAAUGAUUGUGCACAGCAUAAUAUCUCCUUUCAAAACUGUACAUUUCAUUGAUGCAUGUUGUUUUCUCCAAUAAAAUUAUUUUUUUUAAAACCUUUUUUUUUCUUUUUCAUGAAGCUGAGAAUAGCAGCCCAACAGUGUAUUAAGUUGAAACGGUAAGUGAACCAACCACCACUAAAUCACAAACAUUAUACAAUUUAUCUGCUAAAGGAAUGCCAUGUAAAUCUUAUUUCCAUUGAAAGAAUGUCUCAUGGUCAUUUUGUUAUUUUUAAAAUAAUUUUGGGGUUGUUUUUGUUUUGGCUCUGUUCAUGUGACAAGCACCAGAAUUUAGUUCACCUUUCUUGAUUUAAUUUCUUCCAGUUUUAAAGAUGCUUGGGUCUACUGCUCAGUCCUGAAGAAAGAUGACUUGUGGAAGGAAGCUGGCAGAGCUGCUUUAGAAAGCAUGGAACUGGACUUUGGUCAGUGCAUUUCCCUAGGAAUGAUUUUUCCAGAACUUUUCUUAUUUAAAUUUAUUUGCAUAUGUGUUAGUGUCAAGUGACUUGUGAGAAAUAUUGUAUUUUUUUGUGGUGUUGUCGUGUGAUGGGGAAAAUAAAAGUGGGUUAGCUCUAUAUUCUUUGAAUGUGCAUAGCACCUGUUUUAAAAUGAUAAAAAAUUUAAGACAUUCACUAAAUGAUUUUUAAUUCUUAAAUUUUUUACAUUUUUUAAUAGCUUCUAGGAUAAAAAUCACAACUAAAUUUGAUAGGUAUCUAAGAAUAUUGGUAUUUUUUUCUUUCCUGAUACCACUUAAUCUUACACUUCAAAUAUAAAGAGAGCUCUUGAAAGUUGUUUAUUUUUAAUUGUGAGAGAAUCAUAGUAUUCAUAUUAUUUGUCUUAUUUGAUUCCUGCUGGCUGUUGUUUUUUCCAGCUAUGAGAGUUUACAGACACAUUGGUGAUGUUGGGAUGGUGUCUUCACUCCAGAAAAUUAAAGUAAGCUAAACCAGCAUAACAUGAAGUUUAACGGCAAGCAUUUGAAAUUUUCAAAUGGCAGUCAAAUGACUGCUUACAGUUACUCAGUCAACUGCUUACAGUUAUUCAAUCAACUGCUUACAGUUACUCAGUCAACUGCUUACAGUUAUUCAGUCAACUGCUUACAGUUACUCAGUAAACUGCUUACAAUUAUUCAGUCAACUGCUUACAGUUAUUCAGUCUACUGCUUACAGUUACUCAGUUGACUGCUUACAGUUACUCAGUCAACUGCUUACAGUUACUCAGUCAACUGCUUACAGUUACUCAGUCAACUGCUGACAGUUAUUCAGUCAACUCCUGACAGUUAUUCAGCAAACUGCUGACAGUUACUCAUAUUUAAAAAUAAUUUUCUUGUCUUUUAAUUUUUUACUUGUGUUAUUUCCUUAACAAAAAUUUUUUUAUGAAGCCAACUUUUCCCAAACGUUUUAAGUUUGGAGGACCAGUGGACACGUUUGAAAUUGCAUCAGGGACCAGGUUUAUUAAUUACAUUUUUUUUAUUCGACCAUAAAAAUCAAGUUGUGUGGAUGGCAAUGUAAUUCUGAUGGACCGGUGCUAGUCCUCUGACCACCAUUUGAGAAACACUGUUUUAAACAACAUAUUAUGUUAAGGUUUUUCUUAGUGAUUCUUCAUUUGCAUUUGUGUAAUUAACUAAAAUGGUUGUUUUUUAUGGUAACAAUAUUAUUGGAGAUUCAACUUAAAAUAAUCUUUAUUAAGAGAAAAAAAUUAAUGUGCAGUGUUCAGACAGACUCUAAAAUGUCAGGUGUACAAUUAUGAUCACUUCCACACAACCAUCAGUCACAUAGAUUACUGCUGAGAGUCACACACAUUGGAUGCCACAACCACGCAAGGAAAGUAGUAUCUUGGCAUCUUCAGUUGGGAUUAAUUUUUUUCCCCACAGUCCACAGAGGACAAGAACCAGCUGUCAGGCUAUAUGGCCAUGUUCCUGGGUGACUUCAACCUGGCCCAAGAUUUGUUUCUUGCAUCUCAGUACCCACUAGCAGCUCUAGAGGUCAGUAACACAGGUGUCAUCACAUUUACCUUUAAUUUCAUAAGCCGUGUUGACAUAAAGGAAGACUUCAUAGAGUUCCAAUGCUCGAACUUAUGGGAAAUAAUGAGCAUCGAAAUAAAUGGCACUGGUGAUUUUAAAUCUUAAAUUUGUUUAGUAAAGAAAGGUAUUCAAAGAGUUAGAUCUCAGUUUUCCCAUUUUAACUUUAUUCCCCACAAAGAAAUUUCUGUAAUACCCUUAAUGAAAAUCACUUUCAGAAAAUCGCUUAAUUUUAUAUCCAAGAACAGAAGUGGAUGUGUCAAAUGAUUUGGUCUUUCGCUGUAAUCUCAGUUUCAAAACCCCUGCAUUAAAAAAGUGAAAGUAAAAGCAAAUGCACCUGAUUUGCUUGGUCUUCCCUCAUCAUCUGACACUGCCUACCAUGCCCACAGGGAGUUCAGGCACCAUGCCCCCAGGGAGUUCAGGCACCAUGCACCCUGGGAGUUCAGGCACCAUGCCCCCAGGGAGUUCAGGCACCAUGCACCCUGGGAGUUCAGGCACCAUGCCCACAGGGAGUUCAGGCACCAUGCCCCCAGGGAGUUCAGGCACCAUGCCCCCAGGGAGUUCAGGCACCAUGCCCCCAGGGAGUUCAGGCACCCCUGUUAAAGAAACCCUGAUUUCUACUGACUAUUUAUUUUUAAGACAUGUGAUAAAGUUUGAUCCCAAAAUACCUGAGAAUUAAAUCUUGCACUGCCCAACAGAUGAGACGAGACCUGCUCCACUGGGACAGCGCCUUACAGCUGGCCAAGGCCCUGGCUCCAGAACAGAUCCCAUACAUCUCUAGGGAAUAUGCUCAGCAGCUGGAGUUCACUGGGGACUACGCCAACGCGUUGUCUCAUUAUGAAAAAGGAAUCACCAAACUGGAAGGGGAGAGAGAUCAUGAUGAGAUAUGUGCUGCGGGCAUUGCCCGCAUGUCCAUCAGAAUUGGGGAUAUCAGACGGUGUGUUUUAUUCAUUUGGAAUUUAUUCUCAGCAAUUGAUUUAAAUACGUUUCUUGGGUAACAAAUAUAAAUCUAGCAAUGUUAUCUUUCAUGAGUUAAGUUGUGUAUCCAUUCCAUAAAUGACAUGAGACUGGAAGACUGAGGUUUAUUCUUAUUGAACCUCUCCCAAGUGGACAACUUGUGAGCCGUGAAUUAAACAUUGUUCACAUUUUGUUUAACAAACCCAGGGGUGUUUCAAUGGCCAUGAAGAUGCCAAGUAAAAUCUUGAAGAAAGAAUGCGCAGGAAUCCUAGAAAGUAUGAAGGUAAGAUUAAUUUUGUAUAUAAUAUUAUUUUGUUAAUCAGUGAAGCUUUAUUCAAAAUGAAGCUCUUUACCAACCUUAUGACUAAUGCUUGAAAAUUAUUUUAUUUCAAUUUUCAAAAUAAUUCACUUGAAAGUAUUGGUAAGAGAGAAAGAAAGGAAUAAAAAGAUUGACAAUCCAAUAUCUGUAGGAGUUUUGAACAAUACUUUAUAUGGGAUGUCAACAAACAAAAAAAUGUCUUCAUAGCACACUUCUUUUGAUUAGAAUUCUACACAUCCUUUAUACUAAACCUCAUUUUGAUAAUAUUAUUUAUGAUAAUAAAGUAUCCAUCUUUUAUAGUUGUCUAUUUGUUUUAGUAGUGAUAAUAUAUCUUUUAUGCCUCAUUAAUUAUAUUAGUAAUAAUGCAUUCUAUUAUUGAGCAAUGGGCGGAGGCAGCCCAGCUGUAUGAACAGGGACAGUACUAUGAUAAGGCAGCUUCUGUUUACAUCAGAGGAAAAAACUGGUGAGUUGCUCUUAGCUGUUGUUAAUAAUAAAUAAGUUAAGAAGAGAAAUGGAGGGGCUCUUUAAUACUGUCUUGUACUACUUUUAAGUUUAUUUGAAAUCUGAACUGGCAAAGAAUUUUAUGAAUGAUUGAAACAAAACUCUCAUUUCAUUUUUCAAUAUCUAUGGUAGGGCUAAGGUGGGAGAACUCCUGAGCAAGAUAACCUCCCCUAAGAUCCAUGCCCAGUAUGCUAAGGCCAAGGAAGCAGAUGGCAGGUUUAAAGAGGCAGCAGACGCCUACAAGCUGGCCAAGGAGUGGGAUAAUGUUAUCAGGUAAGAGAGUUAAUCAUCUUGAGUUAAUCAUCUUGAUCAGUUGGAAAAUAUUAUUGUCUAAGGGCAUUUGACAAAAAAUUUAUAUUUAAAAUUUCUCUUAUUGGAUUAGACCUAAAGGUUAGAUGUGGCAGUGAGUGGAAUGGCUUCAUUUCAUAUUAGUAUUAGUUUUUCCUUUUGAAGGAAUUAGAGUUGCUCCACUCAUCAAUACAACUCUGUGACUAUGUGAUAGUCUGGAAAAUAUCAUUUUAAGUUUGUGAUUAAUUAAAUAGAAAAACUUAUUCUCACUUCACAGCUCUAACUUUCCGUCAAUAGAAUGCACAAUAUGUCAAUUAACCUUAUUUUCAACUCUUACCUUACCACAGAAUCAACCUGGACCAUCUCCAGAAUCCUGAGGAAGCUGUGAAAAUUGUCAGAGAGACACAAUCAGUGGAGGGGGCAAAGAUGGUGGCCAAGUAAUAUCAGUGUUUUUUUGGCAUGAACAAUUUUUAAUAGUUUUAGUAAUGUCAGAGAGACACAAUCAGUGGAGGGGGCAAAGAUGGUGGCCAAGUAAUAUCAGUGUUUUUUGGCAUGAACAAUUUUUAAUAGUUUUAGUAAUGUUUAAGGUUAAAAACAUAUUAAAGCUGAAAUAGAACAUUUUUUAAUCUGGGGAACCUAGUUUGCUGUUAUGGAAAGCAUUAUUAUAAAUAUUAUUCCACAUAAAGAAAUAAGACUGCAGCUAGAUUCAGAAAGAAGCCAAUUUUGAAUAGCUUGACAUUGUCAGCUUUAGAAUCAGUAAACUGAAUUUAUUAUUCAUCUAUUUGUAUAGAAAAAUCAAAAGUGUUACUUAUAAUGACACUUGGUAUUGUGGAUCAGGUCUAAUAUAACUUCACAGACAUAACGGAUAAUAAGAUAUUAUAAAAGAGAACAUGAAUGUAUUUUUAAAAAAGAAGCUUAAGAUAUAUCCUGCUUCCUGUUUUCAUAAUUAAUUUAUAUUUUAUGAAUUUAUCAUUCUCCCUAAGAUCAAGUGGCAUUUUAUCUUUUUGAUACAUCUUACAUAAAGCUUGACCACACCUCAUGCUUAUUUCAAUCCUAACCAUAGGACCAUAACUUGAGGAACUUCUUUGAUUUUUUGUAUAUGCAGAAAUCUAGGAAUAUAGAACAAAUGUGUUGUUUUUUUUUUAAAUUGCAAUGUAGGUUUUUCCAGCGUCUAAAUGACUAUGGCUCAGCCAUCCAGUUUCUUGUCAUGUCUCAUUGCAAUGAUGAAGCCUUUCAGUUGGCCCAGCAACACAGGCAGAUGGAGGUGUAUGCAGAUAUCAUUGGUAGGAUGGACUAGAUUAUUCCGAUACUUUGGGGAAUUUUUUAAAAGUACCUUUAUAACACCUGUAACCGGCAUGUAUUUUCAGCUUUUUUUGGUGUGCUAUUUUUCAUACCCUGUCAAUGCCACAUCAUACCAUGUCAUGCCACAUUAUACCCUGUCAUGGCAUAUCAUACCCUGUCAUGCCACAUCAUACCCUAAUCAUACCCUAUCAUACUACAUCAUACCCUAUCAUGCCACAUUAUACCCUAUCAUGCCACAUCAUACCCUAUCAAAUCACAUCAUACCCUAUCAUGCCACAUCAUACCCUAUCAUGCCACAUUAUACCCUAUCAUACCCUAUCAAAUCACAUCAUACCCUAUCAUGCCACAUCAUACCCUAUCAUGCCACAUUAUACCCUAUCAUUCCACAUCAUACCCUAUCAUGCCACAUCAUACCACAUCAUAUCCAAAUAUGCCACAUUAUACCCUAUCAAGCCACAUCAUGCAAGAUAAUCUCAAAAUUGAAAUCUUAAAUCAUUUUACCCCAAAUUCCAAAAUAAAUUGUGUCUUUACAGGAGCUGAUGCCACUAAUGAAGACUAUCACAGCAUCGCUGUGUACUUUGAGACAGAAAAAAAUAACUUCUUGGCUGGCAAGUUUUUCCUGUUGAGUGGCCAGUUCACUAAGGUCAGUCUGUGGCUUAGUGUAAUUCUUCUGCUAAGAAAACAUGCAAAAAUGGUCUCGUCAAUGUUCAAUUUACAUUUCUUGUUAUGCUGGUAGGAAAAUGGCUAAAUAUUCAUAUAAAUGUAAUAAUCAUGUUUCUAUUCAGGAAAUCUGGCCUGCAAAAGAUAUUUAGCUGCUUUGGUUUAUUUUAUUCCAGGCUAUAAAACAUUUCCUAAAAUGUAACCCAGAAGAUGGCCAACCCAUAGAGUUGGCCAUUGAGACAGUAGGACGGGCCAAUGAUGACCUGCUGACCAAACAGUUGGUCGACUUUCUCAUGGGAGAUUUGGACGGGACUCCCAAGGUAGGUUUAUUGAUGGCUGAAGGGGAAAAAAAAUCACAUAUGAUUUGUCAUAUUUUAACAUUUUAGCUUAAAGCUUUUAUAGGUGCAAACCUUUAUUUAUUGUUUACUUAUUAAUAUUUGAAGGAAUUUGUAUUUUUCAAAUUAUGAGUGUACUAGGAAAUAAUAUAUAAUUAUGAACUGUCAAGCAUAGUCAAAUUUCUAUUAAUAUUAGACCAUCAAAGGUGAAAUUUAAACAAAUGAAUUUUUAAUAGAUACAUUUUCUGAUGUUUAAAAAUAUUUCUUAUGACUAUUCUGGACACAAAGUAUUAUCAUAUAUAUAUCUCUCUAUCACAUUUCUGACAUUUGUUUAGUUUUCUUAUAUUAUUUAAAAGAAAUGUAUUAUUUGGUAUACUUUUUAAAAUGUUAAUUUUUUUUUUAAAAUGCUUCCCCUAUCCUCCCAUGAUGAUUUGUUUUCAACUUUGCUUUUAACUAAUCUUAUUUAAGGCUUUUAGUUUUUAAAUCUUUGGUUCCUUUGGUACUGUGUAUUACUUUUAAGCACCUUGGCCUAUACACUUACUCUUUCAUAUUGAUUCUAACACUACCAGGAUGCCAAGUAUCUAUUCCGCCUGUACAUGGCUCUGAAGAAAUAUGGCGAAGCAGCCAGGACAGCCAUCAUCAUAGCCAGGGAGGAGCAGAAUGCAGGUGAGCACAUCGUCAUCCUGAGCCGCUCUUACAACUGGCAUAACUUGCAAUUAAACACACACACACAAACACACACACACACACACAUACAAACGAGGGGAGGUAAUAAACUCUUACAGCUUGUUUUACUGCCACCUGGUAAGAAGCUUUUGUUUGAUUCCAGGCAACUACAGAAAUGCUCACGACGUGUUGUUCAGCAUGUACCAGGAGCUGAAGGAAAACAAGAUCAAGAUCCCAUCAGAGAUGGCCACCAACCUUAUGAUACUACACAGCUAUAUUCUAGUCAAGGUGAGUUAGGCCACCAAACUUAUGAUACUACACAGCUAUAUUCUAGUCAAGGUGAGUUAGGCCACCAACCUUAUGAUACUACACAGCUAUAUUCUAGUCAAGGUGAGUAAGGCCACCAACCUUAUGAUAGUACACAGCUAUAUUCUAGUCAAGGUGAGUUAGGCCACCAACCUUAUAAUACUACACAGCUAUAUUCUAGUCAAGGUGAGUAAGGCCACCAACCUUAUGAUACUACACAGCUAUAUUCUAGUCAAGGUGAGUAAGGCCACCAACCUUAUGAUACCACACAGCUAUAUUCUAGUCAAGGUGAGUUAGGCCACAAACCUUAUGAUACUACACAGCUAUAUUCUAGUCAAGGUGAGUAAGGCCACCAACCUUAUGAUACCACACAGCUAUAUUCUAGUUAAGGUGAGUUAGGCCACCAACCUUAUGAUACUACACAGCUAUAUUCUAGUCAAGGUCAGUUAGUGAUCACUGAUAUGGUGUUGGUUGAGAUUUUGUGGGUUUGCAGGCCAGUAAUGCAGAUAUCUUCAGUACAGAGAUGGAAGGGAGUAGUUUAAACUCUAGUAUAAUUUCUGGAGGGGGGGCUAAUGGAUAGCUGGCUUAGGGAAAAUAUAAUGUGGGACUGCUUUCAAGCCAUUUUUCUUUAUAUCUGUAAGCUUUGUAUGUAAAGUAGCCUUGCUAGACAUAAGUGUCUUGAUAUUUUGAGCAUUGUGGAAGAUCUCUGGUGACAUGCCUGAAGAGUAUGGUCUUCUUUAGUUGAUGUUCCCUUCCAUGUUCCACAGAUUCAUGUCAAACAGGGUGACCACAUGAAAGGUGCCAGGAUGCUGAUCCGUGUGGCAAAUAACAUCAGCAAGUUCCCUUCCCGUAAGUUGCAAUGGGCACAAAGUAUUGAACAGUAAAGUUCAGCUCAAUUACACAGCUGGCAAAGAUGACAGCAGUAAGAAACCUAUGAUUUAUCCUGCACCUAGCGUUGUAUGUUGGGGCAUGCCAUAAUAUGAUUUUACUGGGAACCUUUUUUUCAUCUUGGUAGCUGUUUAUUGUUGGGCAGUUUUAUCCAGUCUGGUUAGUAUCUUAAAAAGAUGGAUCACAUUCCCCUAGGAGAGAGUGAUAAUAUUUUAUUAAGGAGUUAAGGAUCUUUGUAAAAUAGACCUGAGGCUAAACCCAUCUACAACUACUUCUUCCUGUCUGGCAUUUAUAGGUUUAAAAAGUAAACUUUGAAAGUAAGUAGCCUCGAUUUAACACACCCACAAAUGUAAAACCAUCUUCUACAGAUAUCGUUCCCAUCUUGACGUCUACUGUCAUCGAAUGUCACCGAGCAGGCCUCAAGAAUUCAUCAUUCAGCUACGCCGCCAUGCUCAUGCGACCAGAGUACAGGAAUGAUAUUGACCUCAAGUAUAAGCGGAAGAUCGAAAUGAUUGUGCGCAAACCAGACAAGUCUGAGGAGGAGGAACCCAUCACCCCAUGCCCAUUUUGUGGUUUCCAGAUCCCAGAGACAGAACUGCUGUGUCCAGACUGUAAAAAUACUAUCCCAUACUGCAUCAUUACGGUCAGUAGAACCUAUAAUACUAUCCCACACAGCAUCAUUACGGUCAGUAGAACAUGUAAUACUAUCCUGUCAGUAGAACAUGUAAUACUAUCCUGUCAGUAGAACAUGUAAUACUAUCCUGUCAGUAGAACAUGUAAUACUAUCCUGUCAGUAGAACAUGUAAUACUAUCCUGUCAGUAGGACAUGUAAUACUAUCCUGUCAGUAUAACAUGUAAUACUAUCCUGUCAGUAGAACAUGUAACACUCCUGUCAGUAGAACAUGUAAUAUUAUCCUGUCAGUAGAACAUGUAAUACUAUCCUGUCAGUAGGACAUGUAACACUCCUGUCAGUAGGACAUGAGAUGGUUAAAAAGCUAAAGAUCAGGAAAUAACAAGGUUCCUGUGUCUGAAAUUGUUUAUCCUCUUCCAAAUAACAAAAGUUUGCUGAAAUUUGGGAUUUCACUAUUUCCCAUACUUUGUUUCACUCAUUUCCUAUUACAUCUCAAUUGUUUUAAGCUAAAUGUCUUUCAUCAAAAAUAGCAAAGCAUGUCAAAGAGUGUUACAUGACUAAAGUCACAACAAUAUUUUAGCAUUUGAGUUUUCCUUGUUUGCAGUCUAUCACGUUUUCUUCUAUAUAUUCAGGGCCCACGAUCGACGUAUUGAUCAUUCUUGCUCCUAUGUAUGUAGAGGGGAUUCGCAAUGCUUUUGUGCCUGGUGUUGAUGAGGGUAUUUCCCAGGUUGAACAGCUUAACAAUUAUUUAUUCUUUUUUACCAGGGCCGCCAUGUCCUGAGAGAUGAUUUCUGUGCAUGUCCCAACUGUGAUUUCCCAGCCAUUUACACAGAGUACCUCAAGUAAGAAAACCCACUUUCAUCACUUCUAAGGCGAUGAAUGUUGCAAGGAAGUAGAAUCGGGGGGCGGCCCUCCAUGCCAUCCACCUUCCUUCCAAAUCUUCCAUGUGACCUAAGUUAACUAUUUUUUUUAACCAUCCCAACUUAGAAUAAAUAGUUUUUUUUAUUAAUGUCUUAUCUGCUCAUAAUUUAUGCUAUCUGGAUAAGUUUGUUCAUCAAAAUUGACCUCAAGAGAAGGGUUUUUUUUUUUUUUCUCACAGGCAAUUUAAAAAAAAUUAAUUUGCUCAAAACUUGUUUCUAGGAUUUCACAAAAUGCAACAAAAUAAUGUCAUUAGCCCUUUUGGCAGUUAUUUAAAGCAUCUCUGAGUAGAUGUUUUUCUUCUUUUCUUUGACCAGAAUGCUGGAAACGGAGGAGAUAUGCCCCAUGUGUAGUGAGAAGGUCAACAUCUCCAGCAUCCAGAAGCUUAUUGAUCCCCAGAAAUACAUCUAUCCUGAAACCGGGGUAGCUAAAGAUGAUCCAACAGUGGCCUAGUUUUGUAUUAUUGUUCUAAUAACUUUUGUCAGAAUUUGACUGCUCAACACUGAGAUGAUAUUUUUAAAGGUCUUGUGAAAAAAAACAUAUUUUAAAUUUUCAUGAGGAGCAGACUGUAAAACUCUUGUCUUCUAUAGCCAUAUCCACCACUGUAACUAGUCGUCUACAUCUUUAGUGUGUUCUGUAAAUGUUGAAGGAUUAUUAUGCUACAAAUGGUUGUGAAGCACUGCGUGAGACAACAGCAUAUAGAUUGGAUUACUGUAGGACACACAAGUUAAUUAUUGACGUCGGACAAGGUCAGUUGAAUUUUAUUUUAGUAUAGGUAAAAAGGCUUUUAAUUCAAGAAAGUUUAAAGACAAAUGAAGCACUGUAUUUUCUAGAGAUUUUCAAAAAAUUUUGACAGAAAUCACAACCGUUUGCGUAGUUUGACUGUGAUGAACACAAUCUUCUCUAAUUUUAACUCUAGUGAUAUUCCAUGGUCUUAUUAUUAAACUGAAUGAAUGUGUAUAAAUGGGUUGUUGCUUUUCUUUGUUGUAGCAGAUUGAACUUUGGUUUUAACGUAAGUUAGUCUUAAGAAGAAAUGAAGUGUGAAUGUUAAUGACAUUGAUCCAAGGGGUGCAGCCUAUAAUAUUUUCACUGUGUGUUUUAUGGGGGAAUUUUCUUUUUUUUAACUGACCAAACAUUAAAAAAAGCAUCGAUAUACCUAUUUAAAUUUUGUGCGCAAUCAUAUUUCAUUGAUCAUGAUGAUCUGAAGAUAAAACCCGGCACAAUCAUUAUUUCAAUCACAUUUCAUUCAUCAUGAUGAUCUGAAGAUAAAACCCGGCACAAUCAUUAUUUCAGUCAUAUUUCAUUCAUCAUGAUGAUCUGAAGAUAUAACCCGGCGCAAUCAUUAUUUCAGUCAUAUUUCAUUCAUCAUGAUGAUCUGAAGAUUAAAGCCGUCCAAAGUAGGUAAUUUAUGUUCAAAUAUCCACUUGUCCAGACUUGCCUUUGGGCCUGGAAACUUAUCUGUGAUACCAAACUUAACUUUUAUACAUCACUUACUAUGUCCAUGUUUGACCUGUAGGUUAUCAUUAAAAUAUUGUGACUUUUUUUUCUGUCUUCAGGAUUUCUAUAAAAAUCUGCUAAAUAAAUUGUUUAAUACAUGCA